CUCUCCUUCUGAAACAUGGCGAACGAAGUUGAAUUACAAAAAGCUCAAAAUCAUCUGAGCUUGCUUCGUCAGGAGUAUGUGAAGCUACAAAAUAGAUUUGUCGAGCUGGAGCAAAAAUACAACUUGCUUCUUGUCGAAAGUGGCGGCGGGGAUUUUGAAAAGGAUAGUUUUGUUGCAAGACUUUUAAAAAGUGUGGCUGAGCUAUUUGACAAAGAACUCUAUAGUGAUAUCACAGUCAAGUUUGCAGAUCAAAGAUUAAGUGCCCACAAGUUUAUCUUGGCAGCAAGAAGCGAUUAUUGGAGCAACCGUGAUCUCAAUGAACUUAGUGAGUUGGAAUUAAAAGACAUCAAUGCUGAAGUUGGUCUCACCUUAAUGAGAUGGGUUUACACAGAUAAAGCAGAAAUAAAAAAUGAAGAGAAUUUCCUUGUCAAUCUUGUGAAAGCUGCAAAUACGUAUAAGCUGACUGAUCUUCGAGGAAGAUGUGAGAGAAUGCUUAUGUCAUCUGUAUCCGUCUCAAAUUGCAUCAAGUUUUAUCAGACUGCCGAGGAUAUUGGUGCGAUUGAACUGAGAAAAUACUGUGAAGAAAUAAUCACAAAUCAUUGGUCGGAUUUGAAGACAAAAGAUUUUGCCAACAUGUCUGCUUCACUUCUUUAUCAAAUGUUUAAGAAGAAGUCAUCAUUUCCUCUACAUCUAGCUGUCAAACACCAUAGAGAGGAUGUUGUAUUUUUGUUUCUUAUUGAGUUUAAUUCCAAGCUUCCUCAAAUAUUAGAUGAAUUCGACCCAUCCAUUGGUGGUGUUCCUCUGGAUAUAGCCCUACAGGAGCAACAAGAAAGUAUUGCUAGACAGCUCGUCAGCAAUGGUUGUGACGUCAAUGUUCCCGACACGGCUGGCUAUUGUUUGCUUCAUAAGGCAAUCAAACGCGGUGACGAAUUCGCGUCUACAUUUCUGAUAAAAAAUGGAGCGAAUGUCAAUGCUGUGACUAUGUCAGACAAGAUAGCACCAUUACACUUGGCCGCGUCAUAUAAAGCGUGGUCGGUCAAUCACGACAAAGCGAUCGAUGCAUCCAGCAGGACGUCCGCGGAGGGAAUGAGACGAGUUGCUCAACUGCUAUUAUCUUCAUUUGCUGAUCCCAAUAUGCAAGAUAUCAACGGAUGUACGCCUUUACACCAAGCAAUAUUGUCAGAGAACGAGGAAAUUCUAAGUCUUCUUUUGGAACAGAAAAAUUUAAAUUUAGAAAAAAAAGACGAUAAAGGUCGAACGCCAUUAUGGUUGUCGUUGACAAUCGCCGAUAAUAAAUUUGAUGCCGACGACACUGAGUCCGUUCCUGCCAGACUUCACGAAGCUGGUGCCUCUUGUGAUUGUGUUGAUGGAACAACCGGUGAUUCACUUUUGCAUCAGGCUGCCAAGCAAUCAAGGCAAAAAGCUGGAUUAUUUCUGGCCAGUCACGGUGCUGAACCAAACGUAACAAACAAUGUUGGUGAAAGUCCACUUCAUAGUGCGUGUUCCACUGGUUUAAUCGACUUGGUGUCAAAGUUAUUGCAAUGUGGUUCCAAUCCCAACAUUCAAACAAUUGAAACCGAUGAACUUAGACAAAAGUCAUCGCAGCGUAGGAAAUAUCGGUUGGAUGCACGCGCUGAAGCGAGACGCAAAGCCAUUGCUAUAGCAACGGAUUUGGAGAUUGAGAAAAUACAAUCCAUCCAUGCAGCCGAAGGUAAAGAGAAGAGGAGUAGUAAACGUGAUUCAAAUAGCGUCAAUACAGAUUCUGUCAAUGGAGCUCCUCCAAAUGACUCGUUCGAAGCUGAUUUAGGCAUCAGUAAUCCGUUUUUAAACGACGAUAUAUCGUCGUUAAGUCCAUCAGACCUGAGCAACCCUUUCAUUGACGACAUCCGCGCUGCAUCGGCAGCCACAGCUGUUGCAAGAGGAGAUAAAAAUCCAUUUGAAAUGACUUCUACUGACGAGCAGAAGGCCAUUAAUGCAUCAGCGAGCAACUGUGACGUCAUUCUUGAGCCACGGAAGGCGUUCUCCGAUUCAGAAAUAGAGCAGAUUAUACUAGAGCAUGAUUUGUAUGAGGAAAAUCUCCGUGGACUUGUGAUCGAGUGUCAUGGCAAAACACCUCUUCAUUAUUCCAUCAUCGAGAAGCAUGAAAAUGUUGUUAAUUGUUUCAAAGAGUUUGACGACAAGGUUAGCAGUGGUGGUCGCUUGAAUUUAGCUCCUGACUUCGAUAUUUGUGACGCAGAAGAGCAAUCGGCGUUGGCACACGCGCUCUUUACUGCUCAGUAUCGUUUAGCUGAGAGUCUCUUGGAAGCUGGAGCGAGCAUCGAUCUUCCAGAUUCGGAGGGUUUCACGUUAAUGUUAAAAUCAAUAGUUAGAAAGGAUGCACCUAGUUCCUUGUUUCUCAUCAAACGGGGAGCAGACAUCAAUGUCAGAACAAAGGAAAACCAAUCAGCUCUUCAGUUGGCUAUCGGUCAUCGUUUACAGCCAGUUGUGGACGCUCUGUGUAGGUCUGGGGCCAAGGUUGACGUCAAUGAUGAGUAUGGCAACUGUGCGUUAUGGGCAGCCAUCAGGACGAAACAGUUUGAUAUUGCUGAAACUUUGGUCAGCCAUGGUUGCGAUGUUAAUGCUUGGCAUCGGGGGACAAAAAAUUGUUCCCAAGCUCUUUUGCAUCGUGCCAUAGAGGAGAAAAACGAAGACGCGGGCUGUUUUCUCAUUAGAUGUAAAUGCGAUAUAAAUAGUCCCCGACGACCUGCGCCUGAUGGAACAGGUGGAGUUGAAGCCUGGGACGGACUCACACCGCUUCAUUUAGCGUGUAUGUCAGGCCUGGAUAAGAUCGUUCAAUCCUUGGUUCAAGAAAAUGCCAAUGUCAACAUUCAGGAUUCGGAAGGACGUGGUCCAAUUCAUGUUUCAAUUUUAAGUGGAUAUUCUAUUCCGACACAACUCCUGCUUGGACAUCCCGAACUUAAUCUUAUGCUUGAAGAUCGGGUUGGUCAAACGCCAUUCGCUGUUGCCUUGGAUACCAAAGAUCAUAAGUCGGCCGAGGCGAUUUUGUCGCGGGAGCCAUUGGCUGCUGAAAAGUACGACAAGAAAGGUCGUAAUUAUCUACACCGUGCAAUCAUCUCUGAAGAUAUUGAGACCGUGCUAUUUCUGAUGGGCGUUAGUGCUAAUAUUCAAACUCCGGUACAAGACUCUAGUCUUACAACACCAUUGCAUCUUGCGGUCAGGGUUGGAUCAGAAAUCCUCGUCAGGCAUAUGAUUCUAGCUGGUGCAAAUGUCAAUGCACCGGACAAGAAAAAGAGAACACCGUUACACGAGGCCGCUGAGCAUGAUCGCGCCAGCAUUAUAUCAGUUUUGCUACUUAAUGGUGCCAACGUAAAUGAAGUCGAUGCAAAAAGAGAUAAUGCUCUUCAUUUGGCAGUUCAGCUUGGACAUAUAAACUCAGUUCGUGUUCUCCUGACUGAAUCAUCUGUGGACGCAAAAGUUUUAAAUGGAAGGGGACAAAAUGCCCUGCAUACUUUGGCUCAGUAUUCAAAAGACAACGCCGGCGCUAUUUUCGAAACAUUUCAGCAAAAUUUGCCCGACUUUCCUAUCAAUGCUCUGGACGUGAACGAAAAUACUGCGCUUCUACUUGCAUAUCUCAAUGGAAACGGGAGACUUUGUCGAGAGUUGCUUAAAUAUGGCAGCACUUUGGCAACUAUCAACAAAGAAGGCGUUUCGAUAUUUAAUGCCCAAGUCGCUUCAAAGAAACUGCUAUUCUCUUUGCUAGACCUGCUGUGUGCUGAACCGCCAUGGUCUGAUGGAAGUUUCUGUCACGAAUGCUCGUUGAAAUUUUCUGUUAAAAAUAGGAAACACCACUGUCGCCACUGUGGACGCUUGUUGUGUGCAAAAUGUUCAAGUAAACAGAUGCCAAUCGUAAAAUAUGAACUUACGAAGCCUGUACGCGUUUGUGAGGUGUGUUUUGAAAUGCUGAGCAAUGCUGGAUUUUACUAAUUCCUUGUGAAGAAGAGAGAGGGUGUAAAUUAAUCAAGGGCGUUGGAAGAUUGAUAAUUUUUUCGGCGGGGCUACUAUUCAUAUGCGCAUGUUUUACUUUGUAAAUUUAUAUUGAAAUCAAUCGUGAUUACGUAUAGGAAUAUUUAAUUUACCCUCCCUCUCAAUUAUCAAUCUUCCGCCGCCUUUGAUAAGCACUAUCGUAAAAAUAUGCCAGUAAUGUUCGUCGCGUGCUUAAUCUUAUGACGAAGAUGUAAAUAAUAUUGUGACCUCCACUGAUAUAGCACUGUAUAAACUCAAGAAUUAUGACAUUUCUUUGGUAUAAUCAACUUGAAAUUAAUGCAACUACGUGCACACCUGUUGCCUUAUUUACAAGUUGUGGAUACGACAGCGAAUGUGGGUGUAGCGAAUUUUACCCGAAUAUAGGUGUGCGUCGUAUAGGACUUCCUAAAAUUCACGUUUUCCGUGUUAAAGAAGUGCUGUUUCACGAUGAUUAUGAAACAACGAAGUAACAUAAAGAAAUUAGUUGUCAUAUUAGUUCCUGCUUUUGCUACAUUUGCAUGCUAUUUAUUACAAAAUUUUCAUGAAAAUUAUGUAAUUUUGUUUCAAUUAUUCCAAUACUAAAUAUGGCAUUGAAUCUUUUGGGCGUUUAUUGUCCAUCGGAAACAUUUGCCGAUUCCGAACUG
Molecule: messenger RNA, 4667 nt
Organism: Xenia sp. Carnegie-2017
Lineage: Eukaryota; Metazoa; Cnidaria; Anthozoa; Malacalcyonacea; Xeniidae
Product: rabankyrin-5-like
Exons: 26
Coding region: 16-3984 (1322 amino acids)
Molecular function (GO): metal ion binding; protein binding
Source: RefSeq, a predicted model, not a curated record